This is a messenger RNA of Pungitius pungitius (ninespine stickleback), 2853 nucleotides long. RefSeq names its product prostaglandin E receptor 4 (subtype EP4) a (gene ptger4a). NCBI's taxonomy places the organism in Eukaryota, Metazoa, Chordata, Actinopteri, Perciformes, Gasterosteidae. The transcript has 2 exons. Gene Ontology annotation, molecular function: prostaglandin E receptor activity. Gene Ontology annotation, biological process: adenylate cyclase-activating G protein-coupled receptor signaling pathway; negative regulation of inflammatory response; inflammatory response. The record is from RefSeq and is a predicted model, not a curated record. Gene Ontology annotation, cellular component: plasma membrane. Bases 88 to 1446 code for a protein of 452 amino acids.
UUACAAUGUUGUCCUGGUUUCCUGAUCUGGGCUGGAAACAGUGGCGUUAAGAGAAGUAGUUUCCGCUGGUGUUCGCUCGCAGAGGACAUGGCAACGUACAACCAGUCGAUGACAGGCAGGACCAUGGUGCCGACCAUCCCGUCCAUCAUGUUCAUUUUCGGGGUGGUUGGGAAUGUCAUCGCCAUCGUGGUGCUCUGCAAAUCUCGUAAGGAGCAGAAGGAAAGCACGUUUUACACGCUGGUGUGUGGACUGGCUGUCACGGACCUCCUGGGCACACUCCUGGCCAGCCCGGUCACCAUCGCCACGUACGUGAAAGGAUCGUGGCCGGGGGAGGACCCGCUGUGCCAGUACUUCGGCUUUACCUUGCUUUUCUUCUCCCUGGCAGGGCUCAGUAUCAUCUGUGCCAUGUCCGUGGAGCGAUAUAUCGCCAUUAACCAUGCCUACUUCUACAAUGAUUACGUGGACCAGAAACUGGCGGGUUUGACUCUGCUGGCCAUCUACAUCUCCAACGCGCUGUUCUGCGCCCUGCCGAUUGUCGGCUUUGGACAGGUGAAGAAACAAUACCCGCAAACGUGGUGCUUUCUGGAGUGGAGGAGCAACCAGACCAGCGAUGCCGCCUACUCGUAUAUAUACGCGGGUUUUAGCUCUCUUCUUAUUCUCGCAACUGUCGUGUGCAACGUGCUGGUGUGCGCAGCUCUGAUCCGGAUGCACCGGCGCUUCGUGCGCAGGACGUCGCUGGGCACCGACCUGGGGCGCGACGUGGACCCGCCGAGGAGGGCGCGCAGCUUUGGGCGUCUGGCCGGUGCAGAGAUUCAGAUGGUCAUUCUGCUCAUAUGCACUUCGGCAGUGGUGCUUAUCUGCUCCAUACCACUUGUCGCUCAGGUGUUUCUCAACCAGCUGUACAAGACUCCAGUAGAGCUGAGGCUAGAUAAAAACCCAGAUCUACGAGCGAUCCGCUUCGCCUCAUUCAACCCCAUUCUCGACCCCUGGAUCUACAUUCUGCUCCGCAAGGCCGUCCUCCUGAAGCUCAUUGAGAAAAUCAAGUGCUUAUUUUGCAAGAUGGGAGCGCGGGGGCAGCAGAUGCAGGGCAACUUCCAGUGUGUCGACACUCCUCAGCUCUCCUCGGCCAUCUCCAACCGGGACUCCCACUCCCUUGUUUCCCAUGACCUGCGAGACUUCAGCACCACCUCCCAGAUCUUCCUCUACCUGCCCGAGGGAAGCGAAGUGUACAAAAAAACCUGCCACAAAGCAGGCGGACCCUCCGGUUCACAACCGGCAUCUGCUAGAAACUCGCAAGCUUCGGACUCGCUAGAGCAGGGCGGCGUUGAGGUUCGGUGUGGCGAAGCGACAGCUGCAGUCAGGGGCUGUUCAGCUCUGCCGUGCACCAAAGACCCAUCGCUCCAAGUCUCAUUAAGCACUCAAACGGAGGAGGAGAAAUGCAUCUGACUUGACUCUGGGGGAAAAAAAGCAAGUUCACGGUUUCCUCCGAUGUAGGUUGUCUAGUGAAUGACUUUGCCAAAUGGGGAAGGCUCAUGAAAAUGAUACCUGACUCUCCCUGUGAAGUCUGGCACAUGAAAUGCUGUGAGCACCCUGGUGUUCUCUGUUCCAGCACCCAGCUACCUCAAGCAACGACGCACGUGUCUGUGGGAGCAGAUUUUGUCAUUCCGCGUCAAACAGACGACCCUCUUCUCCGUGACUCAGUGACGGAAAAGCUCCUGAUCUGCAGAAAACCUUGACUAUAUAGUCAUUUAGAAUCAAAGACUCCUACCCUUGUUGGUCCAUGCGGUAAAUGCAAACAGAAUUGAAUGUGAUCCAGUCACUGUAGGGAUGGGCUUUGUUUGCAAGCUCUUUUUGAAGGACUUGUGGUCGUUCCAUGACUAAUGUACAGCGCAGCAUUUGAUGCUCCUCCCUUGAAUACACACAAACGUAUGUGAUCUCAAAUUAUAAGAACUUUCAUUAACACAGAACACAACAGAGCUAUAGAAAAUGGGGUAUAAAUCGUAUCUAAUUGAACCCAAUUCACCGCACCUGUCGGCCUGAGAAGAAGGCCGCUGUGGGCGCUCGUAACAAAAUGAGUCUUCUCUACGAGAAGGUUUGACUCGAUACAUCACAACUAUACAGGGACUAUCCACACCGUAUUUCCUUGAUCAGACCGCAUGCAGGUGAAUCUUCAGCAUUGACAUCUAGAAAAUCACCAUCAGUUUUGAAAUCAGCUUUGCCACUUUCUUCUAUUUGCAGUUAUUAUGUUUUGUUAUUCAGUGAUUUUGAUUGUCAAACCAACAGAACAGGUAUGGGAGGACCAAGGUGUUCCUGUGAUCCAAUUCUGUGGGUUCAGACUGAACCUUUGGACCCCUGUUUGUGUGAGCUUUCUCAAUCUAAUGAUCUGGAUGUCUCAGUUUCAGCAGCUGUGAAGCAGAUGGUGUGCCUCUGUUUGCCGGUCAUUAAAUGGGCUCCAGAUUGUUCCUUCACUUCGCGGAUCACAUUCUUGCCUUUCUUGUUUCUCUUGCUGCUGUUCAUGUUUGAUGACGCGGUUGUUCCUGUGGAGUCUUUACUCCUCGGCACACCUCAAGAUUGUACAGUAUGAUGAUAUUUAGUUAAAGAUAGAGUUUUCAAAAACAAGCGAUUUAUCAAACGCCUUUUAAUUUAUUUUCUAAUCCGGUCUUGAAAUUAUGCACCUUAUUUUGUAUAUAUUUUCAAUUGUAUUGUGGAAUUUAAAUAUCUGUAUAUGCAUAUGUAUAUGGCUGUUGUAUCACUUUUUAUAUCUGUAAAAAUGACUUUGUAUUUGCAAUAGCGUACUGUAGGUAAUAACUGUACAUUUUAUAAUGAAACUGUAAAUAAACAACCACGCAUGCC